AGGACGUUCAACGUUCGUUGGCGCUACGCAACCCAAAAAACGGCGCCGUGGUUUUAUCCUAUUAAUACAAUUUCAUGACCUUUUAUAGUGUGACAUAGUUAUUAUUCGUGACAUUAAAAUUCACUAUAGUGUUGUUAUUUUUAUUAUAAACGACUGUGAGUUUAAUCAGUGUUGUUGAUCUUUGCGAGAAAAAGGAAAACGAGACCCUUUUAUAUUAAGAUGAAAGAAUAUUGAUCGAGAGGUAUAUACAAUGUUUGCUGAUGUCGAGUCCGAUUUGGAGGAUAUUUAUAACCUCCGGAGAUGAAACUCUUCAAUACUUUUUACUUCAUUCUAAUCUUGUACACUCCUCAACCUUUAUCACGUGCCCAACGGUUAUUGUUUUCAAGAAAAUAUCACUCUGACGAUGAUGACGAUCACUCAGAUUAUAACAAUUACAAUGAAGAAAUUGACGAACUGUUAUCUAGAAAUAGCACAGAAGAGAAAGGUCAGUAUGUGGGUGCCUUGUGUGAAUUUACCUGUAGUCCUAAACUCCCCCACGUAUUUUGUAAUCCAGUUAGCGGUAAAUGCGAUUGUGAAAAAAAGUAUCCAGUCAAACUCCAAAACCCUUAUGCAGGCUGUAGUAAACCAAAACAAUUGGGCGAUCAAUGUUAUUACAAAGAAACUUGCCAAUAUACGGAUCGACAUGCUUCCUGUAUUCAAGUUCAUCACAACGCAGUUUGCCAAUGUGAAAAUGGCUACCAUUCCGUAUCUCUUCAGAAACCUUCGAAAAGAGUUUUUUGUGCAGAAGAUGUCGUUGUUAUAACAUCUAAUUUCUCUACAUUCGCUGGUGUAAUGUCUGGCAUUGCCAUUUUAUCUGGUCUCAUAUGUUUCGUACUGCAUCUUUUCAAUCAAAACAUGUACGGAACGCGUCAUAAUAGACAUAGGUUUGGAAACGCUAAUUUACCUCCUCCUAUAAUGUUUUCAAGCGAUCCAGGAUCAUUGCCCUUACCUAUUCUGGAUCGAAGUUUGACGUCCCGCGCAUCUAGUCAACGUACAUAUACUAGUAUGCCUUCGCGAAGGUCCAGUAGUGCCCCAGGAUUUCGCUCGGGUGCCGGUUACUCACGAGCAGGUGCGGCCCGUGCCGCCGCCAUCUUGCUGCUUUCCUACUGUCAAGUCACUCCAUCAUUAGAAGGAUCUAACUAUGUAGUUACCAAGUUUACUGGGUCACGAAGACCUAGCAUUGCUUCAGUACAUAGCUCUAAUUCCAUUCGAAGUUAUAGUGCUAGAAGAUAUGAACGGGAAAGAAAAGAAAAAGAAGACAGAGAACUAGAACGCCGGUUUUCGAAAUUAUCUGGCACGAACUCCACUAUUCGUAUUGCUCCUACACCUAGUCCUCAUUCCACUGAUGAUCUACUCCCUACUUUGGAAGAAGAUAGACCGACUCCUCCGUUGGCUAUGAAAGAAGAUUCAACAACUAGUUUUCCAGAAGAGUUUCCUUCGACGUCGAAACAAUAUCCAUAAACGAACUGAAAACAAGCUUAAGAUAAGGACUGAAAAAACAGAAUGUUUUUUUAUUGCUGUUUUUGGCCUAUUUUUGUGAAGCGAAGUUUUCAAAUACCUUUGUUAUAAUUGUAAUUAUGAUUAUAGAGAUGCAUAGCAAUCAAAUUGGGUAGUAUCCACAAUAUUCGAUAAAGGAUUUGCUAUAGUUUUUGUAAAGAAUAAUUGUUUUGUGUUAAAUAUAUGUUAUUAAAAAUAAAUCUUUUAUGUACUAUUAAAA
This is a messenger RNA of Diorhabda sublineata, 1756 nucleotides long. RefSeq lists its product as uncharacterized. The transcript has 8 exons. The record is from RefSeq and is a predicted model, not a curated record. Bases 301 to 1500 code for a protein of 399 amino acids. Lineage: Eukaryota; Metazoa; Arthropoda; Insecta; Coleoptera; Chrysomelidae.